AUGAAAUUUCGAACUGUACCAGACCAUCUUCAAUGCAUGAGAACAUUACACAAUUCAUGGAAUGCAUCCAUUGGUGAUAAAACAAACAAGAAGCACAAAAGUACUCCGUUAAGUGGUUUCACCAUGUUUUUCUUCAUGGAUGGUCGUAAGAAUCUACUUGAGAAGCUCAAGCAUCAUGCAUGCGCUUUUACAUUUUUGGAACGUCUUUACAUUUCUCCAAAAAUUUAA
Molecule: messenger RNA, 228 nt
Organism: Clunio marinus
Lineage: Eukaryota; Metazoa; Arthropoda; Insecta; Diptera; Chironomidae
Source: the annotation of a GenBank genome assembly